This is a messenger RNA of Adineta ricciae, 846 nucleotides long. The record is from the annotation of a GenBank genome assembly. Lineage: Eukaryota; Metazoa; Rotifera; Eurotatoria; Adinetida; Adinetidae.
AUGAACCUAAAUAAUCAAAAAGAAUUUGUUGUUAAUAAAAUAUUGUCUGUCAACAGUCCUACCAAAAAUCGAACCUUCUCGCAACUCACAACAAUUGAUACUAUUUCCAAUCAAACGCUUUUGGUUUCUAAAGAUUUUCAAGAAAAUCAUAAUACCAGUUUAUCACGUACUCCAAGACAAAAACCGUAUGAGCAACAAGUUAACCGUGGGCAACAGCAUGAAAAGCAGACACAUCCUUACAAUGUCACUACACACUCUCAUCAUCCAUUCAUCCAUCGAAGGAGCCCAUCCAUAUUUAGAUUCCAUCCGUGGUAUAAGGAAGACGUUUUCUACAGCGACGAUUAUUCACAACAACAAUUACUAGAAUACGAAUCCUCCAAUGAGAGGGAAUUAUCAGUGUUGCUACAAGAUGAAAUUGAUCAAAUCAAUCAAAUAGAAGCAUUCGCAAACAUGAUACGAGAACAACAAAUUCAACAAGAACAAUUGAAUCAUCAAGAGUCAACAACCCCUCCAGAAGAAUUAGAAGCUAUCCAAGACCAAACGGAACAAUUAAUUCAAAUAGAUAUAGUGCAGCAAAUAAAAAAUGGAGGAACAAAACGAACGCAACAAAGAAGAACUCAUUCAAAAAGAGCAAUGGGAAGAAUUAAGCUUUAUAAUCCAGCAAUUAUAUUAAAACUGACCUUUUCACAUAAUUCAUCAUAUGAAAUAUACCUUUCUUCAAAUUCUCACAGAUCAAAGUAUGUCACAAUCAUUUUUACCUCAGUCUCACCUAUACAAGAUGGAGGAUGGUACUCAACAGCUAAUGCGGUUUGUGAUACCGUUGAUGAUAACGUCUUUCUUAAUUGA